Epinephelus fuscoguttatus (brown-marbled grouper) is the source of this 1392-nucleotide messenger RNA. RefSeq names its product leukocyte surface antigen CD53-like. Lineage: Eukaryota; Metazoa; Chordata; Actinopteri; Perciformes; Serranidae. The record is from RefSeq and is a predicted model, not a curated record. Bases 170 to 877 code for a protein of 235 amino acids. Gene Ontology annotation, cellular component: membrane. The transcript has 9 exons.
GAAGCGGAAGUGUGAGCAACAGCAAAGUUCACUCAACACAAGUCUGAAAACUGAGACGAGCAGAUUAUUCUCCCCAACAGACUGACAGGAAACACAGGAAGUGAGAUGUGUCAGCUUCUCUUCCCCACUUUGUGACCAAGACGUUUUGUCUGAUCAGAAGUGUUACAGAAUGGCUCAAGGCUGCCUCAAGUGUUUAAAGUACACCAUGUGUUUUGCCAACUUCCUUUGUUUUUUAUGUGGUGUGGCGGUGCUCAGCUUCGGUGUGUACUUGAUGGUGAGCUUCAAGAUGACUGCGCUCACCCCGACCUUGGCCAAGUUCAACUCAGCCAACAUGCUGCUGGUCAGUGGCAUCAUCAUCACCUGUGUGUCCUUCCUGGGUUUCCUAGGUGCUCUGAAGGAGAACCGCUGUCUCCUCCUGACGUUCUUCCUGCUGCUGUUCCUCCUGAUGCUGGUGGAGCUGACUGCAGCAUGCUUGCUCCUCAUGUAUGAGAGCGAGAUCGCUUCACUGGUGAAGGAUGAUCUUCAUGAUGGGUUAGAGAAGGCAAAAGCAAAGACAAAGGAAAAAAGCAACUCAACGAGUGAGGCCAUAACUGAGUGGGAUGUUCUUCAGAAACAGUUGGAUUGCUGUGGUGUCACUAAUCAAACAGACUGGGGAGAGAACGUGCCAGCCUCCUGCUGCCGGAGCUAUUGUGACACCCAAAAUCCCCAGUACCAAGAAAAGGGUUGUGUGGAAAAGUUGAAGAGCCUGUUUGAGGAGAAUUUCCUAACCACUGGGAUUUCUGUCAUUGUCCUCUGCAUUAUCGAGGUCCUGGGAAUGUGUUUUGCCAUGACACUCUUCUGCCACAUCAGUAGAUCUGGACUGGGCUACAAGUUAUAGACAAUAUUCUCUUAAACAAUCUAUCUUUUAUCUACAUGUUUUAAGGUUAAUUUUGUUGUACAGUACUGUCCUUUAAAAAAUCAUAUUUGCAAAUGGCUGAAAAGGUGUUUUCUGGAAAAGGCUUAAGAUCAGAAAAUAAUUUUGUGAGGACAAAACUAUGAUUUUAUUAAUUGUUUUACCAUGAUCACAAAAUAUUUUGAGCUUAACACAGAACGAACAUUUUCUGUUACUCGAAAAUGAAACAAAAAUGUUUCAGACAUGACAACGCCUUUUGUAAGUGUGAAUGAUCAAACUAUAUAAAAUGCUAUUUCAGUCUGAGCUGUGUGAAAUGGAAGCCGCUUGUUGUUCCUUUUAACUUCCCUACAUUGUACAUCUUCUGAAGGAAAUGAUUAUGAAAAGCAGCUGUUCGUGUAAAAUAUUACCUAUCUACUCAAACUUUCACCUGCAAACUUUUCAAAAAUAAUAAGUUUUGGAAAUCCUACAAUAUACCAAUAAAAUAUUGUUUAUAGUAUAAA